Molecule: messenger RNA, 525 nt
Organism: Coccidioides posadasii C735 delta SOWgp
Lineage: Eukaryota; Fungi; Ascomycota; Eurotiomycetes; Onygenales; Onygenaceae
Biological process (GO): tetrahydrobiopterin biosynthetic process
Molecular function (GO): 4-alpha-hydroxytetrahydrobiopterin dehydratase activity
Source: RefSeq, a predicted model, not a curated record
AUGGCCGUGGUACGGAUGACAUCCACUCGCCUGUUGCUGCGUCCUCACAUCUUCCCAAAGCCGACGGCCAGCCCAUUCAGAAAUCGCCCCUUGUCAACUGUCAACGUCAAGCAAUCAAGGCCAAUGUCGUUGGCUCCAUCUUCCGGGCCAUCUUCAAAUCCCCGCAUCCAAUAUUCAGAAGGAUGCGACCCGUCCGUCGCCCAGCCGGAGCUCGAGGCAUUGCUCAGCAAAGAAGCAGGCAGAUGGGAACUAUGCCAAGAUGCUCAAGGCAUUAAGAGGGAAUACAGGUUCAAAUCAUUUAAAAAGGCCUGGGCCUUCGUGGCGGCUGUCGCGGAACAAUGCAGUGUCGAAAAACACCAUCCUGAAUGGACCAACGUAUAUAACCGGGUUUCAAUUACCUGGACCACCCACCGUCCACGCGGGCUUAGCCUCAAAGACCUGAGAAUGGCCAGGUUCUGCGACGAGCAAGCAUCCUUGCAUGAGGAGAUAGUGGUCCCUCCUCCGUUCCCCGAGCAGUCACAGUGA